CGCGGCAGACAGAAGAGAGUGAGGCCUCUUCAGUAAAGAGAAACCGAGAUUAAAUCAUUUAAGUGAACGAUCGAUCGUAUUUAUCGUUACUCGUAUAUCUCUUUCAAGUUCCCGGAGUUUACUUCGCAGUAGGCAAAGUUUAUUUUAUUUGCUCAUUUUAAGCUUAGUUACAUUCCUAGCUAGCUGUAUUCAUCAUGCCAAGAGGCGGAAAGAAAGGACAUAAGGGCCGAGGGAAGCAGUUCAGCAACCCGGAGGAAAUUGAUCGGCAGAUGAGAGCGGAGAGGGAGAAGGAGUUGAAUGGCGGAGCAGAACCGGAGAGCUCUUCAGAGUCUGAAGAAGAGAGCAGUGAUGAAGACAAUGCCCAUCAGAAGAGGAAGGGAGUGGAGGGGCUGAUAGAGAUUGAGAAUCCCAACCGCGUGUCCCAGAAGAGCAAGAAGGUGGCGGAACUGGACGUGAGCGCCCCCAAGGAGCUCUCGCGCCGGGAAAGGGAGGAGAUUGAGAAGCAGCGGGCGAAGGAGCGGUACAUGAAGCUGCACCUGGAAGGGAAGACGGAGCAGGCCAGGGCCGACCUCGCCCGCCUCGCCAUCAUCAAGAAGCAGAGGGAGGACGCGGCCAGGAAAAGGGAUGAGCUCAGGAAAGAAAAAGAAGCAGAAGAAGCCAAGUCGAAGCGCUAAUGCCUGCUUCCUCAGGGGCUGGGGGUGUGAGAUCCGGGGAGGGGGAGAGGAGAGAGGGGAGGGGGGCAGGAGAGACAGCUCAGGGGUGCCCACAGGCUCUCGGCCUCCGUUCUGCACUGACGAGAGGAAGGGGGCGAGUCGGGCGUCUGGAGAAGACAGGAAGGGGGGAAGUGGGAAUGAGGGGAGCACCCCUUCGUCAGUGCCCGGCUCUGUUAGACCAACGCCAUAAACGCCCUUCCCCUUGCCCCUUCCCUCACCGCUUCUCCAUACUUUUACUGCUGCUGGAGUCAUUCCUGAUUUUUACAUUUUAACACAGUUUACUAUGGAGGGGAAGGGGAGCAAGACUGUUGUACUAGCCUGUAAUGUUGACAUGACACAUACACACAGACCAGCUGCACAAAGCACACAGCCACACCUGUAACUUUCCUGUCCAGUCGUUCCUACCUGCUGCAUAUUCAUCCACAUCCCAGUGUUAAGGACGGUGAGGGUAAUAGAACGAGACCACCUGUCCUGUAAUGCAGGACGUACAAAAAGGUGGAUAUUUUUUACUUUUGAAUUUUAAUUCAGGAAAUUUCCUCCACCUCAGUGGGCCAUGCUGAUAGAAUUCGGCUUCACACCACGCUAUGUAAUUGGCAAGGAAGCUGAACCACCGCACAUCAUAUUCAAGCAUAUAUCAUACGUGCUUUUAAGUGUUUUUACGUGGUGCUUCACCUUUUGAUUUUUGUCUGGUUAAUGGAUGGAAUCUUGAUUGAUCCAUCGUGCCUUUCUAGCCAUUUCCACCAUGCCAGCCUGCCUGUAAUUUUCUGUUCACAACUGGCGGCUUUAUUGCCGAAUUCAGAUCGGUCAGUAUAAAUACUGAAUUUGGUAUGAUCACUGGUGCAGCGUAGUGUAGUACAGGGAUGAGUGUAGAGGCCUUGGUGUGCUGUGUAACAGGAAGCUGCUCUGUAAUGCUCAUCUGUCACACAGUGUUGUGGGACAGGAUGAAGUGGUGCUGCAUUCACCGUCUUGCUCACAUACCCUUUGGGCUCCUCAACCAGAUAUCAUGCAUUUAAGUGCAAAAACAUCCCUUUUGUUGCCUUGUUUCUUUUUUUUUUUUUUUUACAGUUUGCAGGACCAAUUUGCCGUCAGCCUCUGGUAGUGAUUAACAUGCUAGUCUAGCUGAAUGGCGGAACACCAAGGAACAAAGUAUUGUCUUGUAAAAGUGUUAUAUACAGACUCUCCACGAUCGAAAGAUGUCUUUAAAUUAGGGGUGGGUGGGGAAACAUGACUGUCCUCA
Molecule: messenger RNA, 1950 nt
Organism: Megalops cyprinoides (Indo-Pacific tarpon)
Lineage: Eukaryota; Metazoa; Chordata; Actinopteri; Elopiformes; Megalopidae
Gene: pdap1a
Product: pdgfa associated protein 1a
Exons: 6
Coding region: 195-674 (159 amino acids)
Cellular component (GO): cytosol
Molecular function (GO): RNA binding
Source: RefSeq, a predicted model, not a curated record